GAAGCGGAAGUGUCGGAGGCCGGCGACUAGGAAGUGGUGCUUCCUGGAGAGGAGAUGGCCGCGCUGGCCCCGCUGCCGCCGCUCCCCGCGCAGUUUAAGAGCAUACAGCAUCAUCUGAGGACAGCUCAGGAGCACGACAAGCGGGACCCGGUGGUGGCCUACUACUGCCGUUUGUAUGCUAUGCAAACUGGGAUGAAGAUUGAUAGUAAAACUCCUGAAUGUCGUAAAUUUUUAUCAAAGCUAAUGGAUCAGUUAGAAGCUCUUAAGAAACAAUUGGGGGAUAAUGAAGCUGUUACUCAAGAAAUAGUCGGCUGUGCCCAUUUGGAGAAUUACGCUCUGAAAAUGUUCUUGUAUGCAGACAAUGAAGAUCGAGCUGCCCGCUUUCACAAAAACAUGAUCAAGUCCUUCUACACUGCAAGCCUUUUAAUAGAUGUCAUAACAGUAUUUGGCGAACUCACUGAUGAAAAUGUGAAGCACAGAAAGUAUGCAAGGUGGAAGGCAACAUAUAUCCAUAACUGCUUAAAGAAUGGGGAGACUCCUCAAGCAGGCCCUGUUGGAAUAGAAGAAGAUCAUGAUGUUGAAGAAAAUGAAGAUGUUGGAGCGACUUCUCUGCCCACGCAGCCACCUCAGCCAUCUGCCUCUUCAAAUUAUGAACCCAGCAACUUGCCUCCAGGCAGCUAUACUGGAGUGCAGAUCCCCCCAGGUGCUCACGCUCCAGCUAACACACCAGCAGAAGUGCCUCACAGCACAGGUGUAACGAGUAAUGCCAUCCAGCCUACUCCACAGACUGUUCCAGCCAUGGAUCCUGCACUGUUCAGCACAGUUUCCCAGGGGGAUAUCCGUCUGACUCCAGAGGACUUUGCUAGAGCUCAGAAGUACUGCAAGUAUGCCGGCAGUGCCCUGCAGUACGAAGACGUGAGCACCGCUGUACAGAACCUGCAGAAGGCUCUCAAGCUCCUCACAACAGGCAGAGAGUGAGGCCUUUGUGCACCAAGCCCAUGUAUUUUUGGCAUCUAGAACUAACAGUCCAUUACUCUCUCCACCGCCCAUCAGGAGCAUGGUUUUACGGAAAGACUUCAUUUCCACUGAGUAAGACAAUGGCAUCUGUGUUUCAGAUUUCUAGUGAAACAUCCAUCAGCUGCACAGCCAGUUUUCACUGUCCUUUGGUGGACCUAGUUAUCUCUGAGCAUGUAGAGCCAAUGUUAGAUCUAGAAGUGCUUCCAAAAGUGAAAGCGAACCUGUAGAAAAUGAUGUUGGAGUACGCUUUCUUAAUUUAUCCUCACUAAAGGGAUUUUUUAAAUCUGUAAUGUUUGGACUAACAAAUCAUAUUAAGUUGCUAUAAUAGUCUAAAUUAAACUUUAAUAAAGAUUGUGACAAUAUUCUGGAUUGGAGAUCCUGGCUUUGUUUUCCUUAGGAUUUACAAAACAGAUAUGAAUGUCCAAAAAUAUUAAAUGAGUCCAAGAGAGAUUAUGUUCAAAAUUAAGUUUAGUUCUGUUUAGACAUAACUGUGUGAAAAAAAUAAAAUGGUACAGAAGGAAAUAGAAGGUGAGAAGGCAGAACCACCAGGGACUGAAGGCUGCUGGCCUCCGCCUGCUUCUGCUACCACCCAAGCUUAUGCUAAAUUGGUUUUUACAGUACAGGUAGUUUGAGUCAUAUAUCAGAAAAUGAAAAUGGAAUUCAUACUAAUGCCCAGAAACUUGGUGCUUUUCAAGGUUCUCCUCUGGAAUCAUAGAGUGUGGCUGGAGUGAGGAAGAAUGUGAUAGAUUCUCGGGUACUUCGUAAGUUUUAGAGGGGAUUAUGGACUUACUAUACCACCUGCAUUUGUUAUGUCUAAAUAAAUACAAAGAUUCUUUUAAAGUUGUUGAACUUACUACAGAGCCAAACAUCUGUUUUGAUUUGCAUGGUAGAAUUGUCUUUUUUAGUAAAUGCUUGUAUUUAGUUAUAUGAGUACAGAUAUUUCUAUAAAAACUUUUUUAUUUAAGGUGACUGAAAAAUUUACCUGAAAUGUGUCUAAUCCACUUCGCUUAUGCCAUUUGAAUUAGAAUUCUUUAACAUAAGGCACAGCAGGCCACAUGACCCAUAGACUCUUUACCUGUUGUGUGGGGUUUCAUUUGAACAGCACCGUCCCCAUUCAUCUAUGUUUUGUUUGGUUGCUCUCCACAGUUGCAGAGUUACCUAACUUGUAAGUCUAAAUGUUUACUCUCUAGCCCUUUAAGAAGAAAAUUCACUGAUACCUAUUUUAAUAAAAAAAAAUGAGUUACUGA
Molecule: messenger RNA, 2264 nt
Organism: Nannospalax galili (Upper Galilee mountains blind mole rat)
Lineage: Eukaryota; Metazoa; Chordata; Mammalia; Rodentia; Spalacidae
Gene: Vta1
Product: vesicle trafficking 1
Exons: 8
Coding region: 55-978 (307 amino acids)
Biological process (GO): late endosome to vacuole transport via multivesicular body sorting pathway
Cellular component (GO): multivesicular body
Source: RefSeq, a predicted model, not a curated record